UCGAGCAAAUUAGCGACUUCUUUCGGAAUAGUUGUGAAUUACAAGAGAGUAGUUUAAAAAAAUAUCCGAUAAUCUCUGCAAUUACCAGUUUUCAAAACUCGUCGAAAGUACUGCGUUCUGCGACUGAUCGAAGAAUGAAUUUUUAAUACUUAUUUUCAAAUUGUGUUGAAAAGCGCGAAAUUGAAAUCAAAUUUAGUUCACAUCUCAAAAGUAUUCUAAUAAUUUCGGAUAUUUUUGAGAUUACGGAAAGACAUAUUCCAACUCCUAUUAUCUCCCGUCUGAUCUCUAAUGUUCUCUUGGUAAUUUGGACCAUUUGGACAAAGCGUCGUGCGCGAUAGAAAGUUAGACUAUCACCAAUAUUUCAUGACGAAUUAAAGGGCCACAAUAACAAUGGCUAAGGCAGCUGUGUAUAAUUACAUGAAAACGCAAAAUAGACCUUACAGCGUGAAUGACGUAGUCACAAAUUUACACAAUGAAUACAACAAAAAUGCGGUACAAAAGGCAAUGGAUCAAUUGGUGGCGGAUGGAAAGCUGUUCGAAAAGGUUUACGGCAAACAGAAAAUUUAUUGCGCUGUCCAAGAUUCAAAGUACGACACUGACGAGCUAUUGAGGAUCGACAAGGAAUUACAAAAUCAUGCCAAUGAGGUCGAAAACAAAUAUCAGGAAGUCGUGAAAGACAUGAAGGAACACGAGGCACUUUUGGCAUCUCUGAAGUCGAGUUUGACGUUGGAAGACGCUCAAAAAGAAAAGGCCGCGCUGCAACAAAGUGUAAAACAGUUGACGCAUAAAUUGGAUGAGUUGAUGGAAACGAAUGCUUCUGAGGACUUGCAAGAGUCUAAACGGAAGGCGCAAGAGAAUCUGGACGAGUACUCGCGCGAAUAUUUAAAGAGAAAGAAGAUAUGUAUGGAAAUCAUAGACUGCAUUCUGGAAAAUUAUACUGGUAACAAAGAGGAACUGUACGAGGAAGUAGGCAUAGAUUCAACGACUGUAUAAUAAUCAGUGAUAAAAGAGUUCUUAGUUUUACAAGUUGCAAUUAUUAUAUUUAUUUUUCGUUUUCUUAUAUGUAAAUUUCUUAUACGUAACGUCAUAGAUAUAUUUAAUGAACGAAGUGAAAUGUUUUGCGUUGAAAUGAUUAACAUUGAAAUAUCAAAUUAUUAAUUUACAUAUAUGUAUAAAAAAAUAUUUAUAAAUUUGACUGUUGCAAGAAUUACAUAUGAAAAUACUCGUGGUAGAUUAAAUAGAAUUACUUUAAGCUGUAUAAGUAGCAUGUCACGAUAUUAGUUGAUUUUUAAUUGUAGCAGACAAAUCAUUAUUUAUUUUGUGCGUUUAUAUUUUUUUACAAUGUGUUGCGUUAUAUAGGGCAUUUUGAAACUGUUAUAUUCUCUCUAAUCAUGGAUUUUCUCGAAUCAUGGAACUAAUAUUCAAGCCAGCAAUACACUUAAUUACUAUCUCUAAAAUUACAUUAAAAUUUAUACUGGGGAAAUGAAAGUAUUGAAAACUUUUAAUUUUAGGAAUUUAAAUCGGUGAAAAUUUAAUUUGCAACUGAGAAACAAAUUCCGCGUUAAAGUAGUGAUUAAAUUUUUGUAAUCGAAAAAUGCAAUUUUUGUUUGUCCAACAGUAUGUAACUGAGAGAGAAUAUGAUAGUUUUUGAAUUUUUGGUAUAUGAAAUUACAAUAUCCUUACAUUAUUACAACAAAUGUCUUCCUCAUGUCUUUCUUUGUAUUAUUUACAUGCCUAAACUACUAUGUACAAAUAAUUGAAAAUUUUCAAUCAGGAUAUAAUAUAUUCUUAAAAAAGAAUAUAAAAUAUAUUCCUAACAUAAUAUACGAAACAUAUAAUUUUAUUUUGUUAUGUAAUACCCCAUUAAAGCAGCAACAGCGUAGAAUGCAGCGGUAGUCAUAUCAGUGUGUACGGUGACCUGUAACAUAAAUUGGAAUAUUUAUUUUAAAAAGAAUUUAUUAUUUCCUGUGGAAUUUUAUUUUACUAGAAAAUGCGUCUACAUAUUAAGAAUAAGUGGUAAGAGUUAAAGAUUCAAAUGCAAUUACAAAAUGCGCAACAGUAAGUGAAGAUCGAACGUUUGUUUUCAUUAAUAAUACGAUUUAAAUGAAUUUCAAACACAUUCGCAUUUUUAUAAAUAUACUUUCAGUAAGUCGAUUUUACCUGAAUAACAUUGAUAUUUAUUUUCACGA
Wasmannia auropunctata (little fire ant) is the source of this 2189-nucleotide messenger RNA. Its product is annotated as homologous-pairing protein 2 homolog. Gene Ontology annotation, cellular component: condensed nuclear chromosome; DNA recombinase auxiliary factor complex. Lineage: Eukaryota; Metazoa; Arthropoda; Insecta; Hymenoptera; Formicidae. Gene Ontology annotation, molecular function: recombinase activator activity; double-stranded DNA binding. The coding region runs from base 391 to 993 and encodes 200 amino acids. Gene Ontology annotation, biological process: homologous chromosome pairing at meiosis; meiotic strand invasion involved in reciprocal meiotic recombination; meiotic joint molecule formation. The transcript is spliced from 3 exons. The record is from RefSeq and is a predicted model, not a curated record.